Messenger RNA from Poecilia reticulata (guppy), 625 nucleotides. RefSeq names its product MAPK regulated corepressor interacting protein 1 (gene mcrip1). The record is from RefSeq and is a predicted model, not a curated record. NCBI's taxonomy places the organism in Eukaryota, Metazoa, Chordata, Actinopteri, Cyprinodontiformes, Poeciliidae.
UCCCGGAAGUGAUUGGUUGGCAUUGGCAACGAUUUUUUUAGCUACAUCUUUCGGCGUACUAAGUCUUUGAAUAAAGAAAUAAAGGAAAGAAAUCAACGAAGUUUAGGACUUCGAGUUGUUGCAUCCCUCUAAAUCCACUCACCACAGAGGAGCAAGGAGCGAGUACAGACUGCAAACAGAAUGACCAGCUCAUCUGCUCCCAGGAUGGUGAAUAGUUACAAGAGGACCUCAAGCCCCAGAUCUCCGACUAACAGUGGGGAACUGUUUACUCCAGCACAUGAGGAGAAUGUGCGCUUUAUACAUGAUACCUGGCAGUGUGUGCUCCGAGAUAUCAGAUCAACACAAAAUAGUGAACGCAAUGACCGUGGACCACAGGAGUAUGUGGAGAAAAACCCAAAUCCUAACCUACAUUCUUUCACACCAGUGGACUUGAGUGACCUAAAAAAGCGCAACACACAGGACUCCAAGAAGUCUUAGUUUUUUCUGUCAUGUUCCUGUUACUUUUUUGUUUUUUUUAUUCAUCCAUUAUCCUCAAGAACUUUUCAUUUCUCUGCCCUCUGACAGCCAGAAACUUGACCCUGUCGGCAAGUCUAACACAGAAUACAAAUCUCAUUUGUAUACGAUG